This is a messenger RNA of Staurois parvus, 588 nucleotides long. NCBI's taxonomy places the organism in Eukaryota, Metazoa, Chordata, Amphibia, Anura, Ranidae. The record is from the annotation of a GenBank genome assembly.
CUGUCCGCAGUCGCUGGUCAUCUCCUGUACUGUGUCCGCAGUCUCUGGUCAUCCCCUGUACUGUCCGCAGUCUCUGGUCAUCCCCUGUACUGUCCGCAGUCUCUGGUCAUCCCCUGUACUGUCCGCAGUCUCUGGUCAUCCCCUGUACUGUCCGCAGUCUCUGUCUCUGGUCAUCCCUGUGCUGUCCGCAGUCUCUGGUCAUCCCUGUGCUGUCCGCAGUCUCUGGUCAUCCCUGUGCUGUCCGCAGUCUCUGGUCAUCCCUGUACUGUGUCCGCAGUCUCUGGUCAUCCCCUGUACUGUGUCCGCAGUCUCUGGUCAUCCCUGUACUGUGUCCGCAGUCUCUGGUCAUCUCCUGUACUAUGUCCGCAGUCUCUGGUCAUCUCCUGUACUAUGUCCGCAGUCUCUGGUCAUCUCCUGUACUAUGUCCGCAGUCUCUGGUCAUCUCCUGUACUAUGUCCGCAGUCUCUGGUCAUCUCCUGUACUAUGUCCGCAGUCUCUGGUCAUCUCCUGUACUGUGUCCGCAGUCUCUGGUCAUCUCCUGUACUGUGUCUGCAGUCUCUGGUCAUCUCCUGUACUUUGUCUGCAGUC